Molecule: messenger RNA, 543 nt
Organism: Symbiodinium sp. CCMP2592
Lineage: Eukaryota; Dinophyceae; Suessiales; Symbiodiniaceae
Source: the annotation of a GenBank genome assembly
AUGUUUCCAAGACGGCCGAGCGGCGGUUGCGGCGGUGUGAGCCGAGCUCAGGCUCGCGGGGGAUGUCACAGCGACCCGGGCGGGACGCAAUGUGUCGCGAGCUCUCGGGUUUGGCGAGUGCACAGCCGACAGCCGCCCCUCGAAAAGGCUUGCAUUUGCCUAUGCGGCAUUGGAGUCCUCUUCGUGAUGCUCGGCGUCUUCUUGCUCUUUGAUCGUACGCUGUUGGCGCUAGGGAACGUCGCCUUUCUGGUUGGUCUUGCCCUUCUCCUGGGCCCCACGAAGGCUUUCAAGUUCUUCUUCCGGAAAGAGAAGUGGAAGGGCACGACGGGAUACUUCCUUGGGAUCGCCAUCAUUGUUGUGGGCUGGCCUUUUGUCGGCUUCAUUACAGAAAUGUAUGGCAUAUGGAAGCUUUUCGCGGCCUUCCUGCCCAAUGUCCUGGCUUCACUCAAGAUGACAGUGCCAGGAGCGGCCACGGUCCUCAAUAUGUGGCCGCUGUCUUCACUGUGCAAUUUGAUCUACGAUCAACGCCGGCUUCCGGUGUGA